Messenger RNA from Lytechinus variegatus (green sea urchin), 1160 nucleotides. It is a transcript of the gene zbtb8os, whose product is annotated as protein archease-like. The record is from RefSeq and is a predicted model, not a curated record. Gene Ontology annotation, biological process: tRNA splicing, via endonucleolytic cleavage and ligation. Gene Ontology annotation, cellular component: tRNA-splicing ligase complex. The coding region runs from base 77 to 724 and encodes 215 amino acids. Lineage: Eukaryota; Metazoa; Echinodermata; Echinoidea; Temnopleuroida; Toxopneustidae. The transcript has 9 exons.
AACAGUGGUAGUGUAGGAAUACGGUACAAACGAAUAGACGGAAUUGUGGAAAACUAAAAGACAAAAAAUAAUAACGAUGGAGCCCGCGAUGGAGUCAGAUGCCACCACCACAGAGCUGGAGGAACGAAAGGAGCUUGAGGAGGCCGCCGGAGCUACCGGGGCGACUUCGACCCCGGGAGACGCAAAUGCUGCUACUGGAUCGGAGUCUGCUGGGGACUUUUCUGAAGAACAACUGCAUGUAUUUGCUGGUCAUCAAAAGGGAAACUAUCCUCUAUACGCAGAUGAUAAACCAGCCGGUGGUGUAAACUAUGAAUAUUUGGAUCAUACUGCAGAUGUCCAAUUACACUCUUGGGGUCCAACACUCAAGGAUUCAUUUGAAUCGGUAGUGCAAGCAAUGUUUGAUUACAUGACUGACAUCAGAUGUGUAGAAAGUACCAUAAAUCAUGACGUUUCAGUUGAAGGAGAUGAUAUGAAGUCCUUACUCUUCAAUUUCUUGGACGAAUGGCUCUUUGUUUUUUCAGCUGAACCUUUCUUUAUCCCGAGGGAAGUCAAGAUCACAGAAUUUGAUACGAAGAAAUUUAAAAUUCAGUCAACAGGGAUUGGAGAAUAUUUUGAUCUUGUCAAGCAUCCACAGGGGACAGAGGUUAAAGCCAUUACUUAUUCCAACAUGCAGAUCCACGAAGAUAAGGACACAAAUGACGUCUACGUGAUCAUCGACAUCUGAUACAAGCUCAAUCGAGAGCAUAGACUUUCUCCUUAUGCAAGCAAACAUUAGAGCGAGUAUAUGGGACUGUACCGGCUGUUUGAAUAUAUCUUCAACGCUGAGAUAAAGUGGAUUCCUAUGUCUUUCAAUACUUGAUCAUCCACGGCUUUUCAAAAGUAUUUUCUUGCUUCUAAUUGGAUAAAAUCAAUCAUGUAGAAAACUUUAUAGACGAAAAGUAUAAACCAGCUCCGAUCAUGACUGUAAAUCAAGCAGCUGGAAAGAUGUGAUGGAAAUCAGUUUUGCAUAAGUAAACAGGCCUGCCGUAUAAAAUAAAGAAAAUAAAUAAAACAAAUAAUACAUGUGUGCUUUGACAUAGAACAGCCUCUUACUUUUAUCAGCUGGAUGAUGAUCUAUGGUGCCUAUUUCUUUGAUAUAUCUUUAGAGGAUGUUCUGUCCA